This is a messenger RNA of Trypanosoma brucei brucei TREU927, 3171 nucleotides long. Its product is annotated as DNA repair helicase, putative. Gene Ontology annotation, molecular function: DNA binding; DNA helicase activity; hydrolase activity, acting on acid anhydrides, in phosphorus-containing anhydrides. The transcript has a single exon. The coding region runs from base 1 to 3171 and encodes 1056 amino acids. The record is from RefSeq and is a predicted model, not a curated record. Gene Ontology annotation, biological process: nucleobase-containing compound metabolic process; establishment of sister chromatid cohesion. Gene Ontology annotation, cellular component: nucleus. NCBI's taxonomy places the organism in Eukaryota, Euglenozoa, Kinetoplastea, Trypanosomatida, Trypanosomatidae.
AUGUAUGCGGCUGGUCGCUUCACCGUCCCGUUUCCGUUCGAGCCAUAUCCGUUGCAACUCCACGCCAUGGAAGCAAUCCGGGAGGGUCUCUCAGCGGGUGAUGUUGUUGUGCUCGAAUCACCUACAGGAACAGGGAAAACACAAAUUCUGCUCAAUGGUGUACUUUCACAUAUGUUCGAACCUGUCGUUACUUCAGUAGAGCAUGGGAUUGCAGAAAGCCAUGAAGUGACUGGGGAAUCGCGCCCUACCGGGGAAGUGUGUGCGGAUAGUGGAGAUGGUUGCCCUUCUUUCGAAGAGCAUCGUAAGCAUCAAAGGAAGCGGCGUAAAAGAGAACGGGAAAAGAGAAGGAAGGAGACGUUUAACUUUGGUGGCACAAGCAGCUCAAGAGAUCCGUUCCUGGUGGAUCAGGAUGUUCGCGAGGAGGCGCAAGAACUAAGUCGUUGUGGCGCUUUAGCAGAUUGUCUGUCAUCUUCAUCUUCAUCACGCUCAUCCUCAGUGUCUCAUCUGGGGGGCGAGGGAGAUAAAUCCGAUGAAGAUGUUGAAGUACAGCCUCUGAGGAAACCAAAGGUGUAUUUCUCUAGUCGUACUCACACACAGUUGCAACAAGUCACAGACGAGUUGCGCCGGACCGUCUUUUGUCAGAAUCUUGUCCGACGGCGUUCAUGCAACUCUGUUGAAAAAGAUGGCCUCGCUUCAAAGGUCUUUGAGGAUGCACAUAAAUCUCCGUUUGUGGAACCGCGGAAACUCCGUUAUGUACAUGUGGCCGGGAGACAGCAACUGUGUCUUAAUGCGUCUCUGAAGGCCGCUGCCGGUGGGAGCAAUGAACGACUCAAUGAACUAUGCUUGGAGGCUAUGGCGUACGAAUACUCGAAGGAGGGCAAGACAGCGCGGAAACAGAAACUGCAGAGGGGCUGCGCAGAUUCCUCUCUACCUGACAUUGAAGAUAGUUUGGGUUCGAGCACCGUUAGCAGAAGGGGUUGUGGCUACUGUCAGAAGGAGAAGCUUAAAAUUCUCCGCGAUUACGUGAAUAUUGAACCUCGCGACCUAUCGCAGAUGCGGGAACUGGGUCAGCGAGUCGGUGCUUGUCCGUUUCUCGUUACACGUGAGGUUCUUCGUGGGGCGGACGUUGUGUUUAUCCCGUAUAGUUAUCUCGUUUCAUCAGAGAUGCGCAAUGCGCUGCUUGCGGGAAAUGCAACAAACGAGCACCCUACUGAUUUAACACCUCAAACACAAGUUGUAUCGCAAGGACUAAGUUCCACAUGCAGAGCAGGUUCAACAAGUACACAUAGUAGUUACCCUACGGUGCCCUCCAAGCAACGAUGGGAAAUCCAAAAUGGGAGACGAGUCCCGAUACUACCUCCUGAUUUCAGCGGUGACGUGAUUGUUGUCGAUGAGGCACAUAACCUUGUGGAUUACUGUCGUAAUGUGACGACAGCAGAGGUAACAUUGCCGGAGUUACAAGUGAUACGUCGGCUGCUAGACGGAUACCGCCUGCGGUACGAAAAGAGACUACUAACUAGGAACAAACAACGUCUUCGUGAAAUGGUGGCAUUUGUUGACAAACUUGCACAACACUUACAGGAAGCAGGGAAGAAAUCCACCCCAACUGCAACGGCAAGCACCUUUAUUAACUUCACAUUUGAUGCUGAAGUUGAUACUGUGAAUGUCCACCUCUUUCUUAGUUUCUUGGAUGAGAGUCGAUUACUACCAAAGUUGCACGGUCUCCUGGCGCAAAUGGUCGCGCAAGUGGAGGCGCAGAUUAGCCAACCCUCAGGGAAGACAACGAAGUGGCGCCCAACGUCAUCAUAUAGCGAUGAGAAUAUUUGUUCGGAUACCACAAAUGAAUAUGCUGACCCAAUUGAGGCGCUUUUGCAUUCACCGGCUGAGGAUCGCCGAUCGAUAGCAGCCACGCUGUAUCGUUUUGAAACGUUUCUACGGUGGUAUGGACUAUCUGACGAGUACACACGCGUGAUACUAAGGCGUUUGCCCUCUGAAAACGGCAGCAGGGAAAUGUGCAGGGUUACGUUAGAGUUGCUACAACUGGAAUUGGGAACGCACACGAUGUUCCCUGUGCUUCAGCAGGCCCACGCCGCCGUGUUGGCGGGUGGGACGAUGAAACCUCUUGCUCUAACUUGUGACCUUCUACUGAAGCAAUCUGCACCAACUAAGGAGUUAUCGGUGCUAAAAAACAUUAGUUCUCUGCCGUGUGGAACCAGGGAAGAAGAGGCUGGCGAACAAGCUAAGAAAAUUCGUUUCACAGAAGAAGGACAUGUAGUUCCACCAUCGUCCAUAGCAGUGUUUACGUUGGCAACCGGGCCGGGUGGACAGCGUUUGGAAUUUCAGCAUGCUCGACGGCAGUCAUGGCCAAAGAUUUUUGAAGGUGUUGGUACAGCGCUUCUCAACUUUUGCCGAGUAAUCCCCGCGGGAAUGAUAGUUUUCUUUACUUCAUACGAGAUAGAGGAACUUUUUGUUAAUACCAUUCGCAGUUCCGGUAUGUACGAUACGAUCAACGCAGUGAAGCGAAUAUUUCGGGAACCCGGGUCCGCUAGGAAUGCAAGUUCUACUCCCGGUUACAGCAGUGGGUGUCAAGCCGCGGCCUCCACAACUGUUGAUUCGAUGCUUGAAGAGUACGCCUCAUGGAUUCGCUCAGAACGCUCAUCUGGAGCACUUCUAUUCGCCGUAAUUGGGGGUAAGUUAUCGGAAGGCAUUAAUUUCAAUGAUGAUCUUGGACGCGCUGUUGUUGUUGUGGGUCUUCCCUACGCCAAUAUCAGCGAGGUGGAUCUGCAACUGCACCUUCGACAUGUGGCGGACACGCGGGUGAGAACUUUAUUACCAUCCUCUGCUAACAUUGCUACGGGGAGCAUUACCACCGAUAGCACUGACCAGGUUACGGUUGUACCUGAUGGAGAAUUUCCGGCAUCACCAUCCUCUGCAAUGGAGUGGGGUUUAUUGACAGACUUGUGCAUGCGCUCCGUCAAUCAAAGUAUUGGGCGUUGCAUCCGUCACGCCUCUGACUACGCCGCUGUCAUCCUACUGGAUGCACGUUACGUUGAACGGAGAGACAUACGUCGUCGUAUUCCUUCAUGGAUGCAACCAUCCAUCCAUGUUGCCCAAAACUUUGGCGACUGCUUCCGCCGUGUUCGGGAUUUUUUUAUCGAGCGGCGGAAGUGA